This is a messenger RNA of Drosophila willistoni, 3465 nucleotides long. RefSeq names its product protein HIRA homolog (gene Hira). The transcript is spliced from 4 exons. Gene Ontology annotation, cellular component: nucleus; HIR complex. Gene Ontology annotation, biological process: chromatin remodeling; DNA-templated transcription; regulation of DNA-templated transcription. Gene Ontology annotation, molecular function: nucleosome binding; protein binding. Lineage: Eukaryota; Metazoa; Arthropoda; Insecta; Diptera; Drosophilidae. The record is from RefSeq and is a predicted model, not a curated record. The coding region runs from base 139 to 3237 and encodes 1032 amino acids.
UGAGAAAGUGGCGAAAAUACACAACACUGAUGGAUCUCCCAGCUCUACUAAAAAGCCAAGAGUUAUAAUCACAUUGCUUGGAAUAAGUUAAUAAUUUAGCUAUUAGCCUUACCACUCGAGGGGAUUACAACAGUAUCCAUGAGACUUCUCAAACCGGGCUGGGUCCAUCAUGACGACAAACCUAUCUUUUCGGUGGAUAUCCAUCAGGAUUGCACAAAGUUUGCAACAGGUGGUCAGGGUAAUGAUUCCGGACGUGUGGUCAUAUGGAACCUUAAGCCGGUGCUAUCGGAGAAGGAUGAGAAUGAUGCAUCUGUGCCAAAGAUGCUAUGCCAGAUGGACCAGCAUUUGGCCUGUGUCAAUUGUGUGCGCUGGUCGCAAAAUGGACUACUCCUCGCCUCUGGAUCGGAUGAUAAGCUUAUCAUGAUUUGGCGCAAAUCCCAAGGAUCAAGUGGUGUCUUUGGUACCGGCGGCAUGCAAAAGAAUCACGAGUCAUGGAAGUGCUGUCACACGCUGCGCGGCCAUGCUGGCGAUGUACUUGACUUGGCCUGGUCACCCAACGAUAUAUAUUUAGCCAGCUGUAGCAUAGACAACACGGUUAUCAUAUGGGAUGCUCGAUCAUUCCCGAUGAUGGUCACAGUGCUCAGAGGUCACACCGGCUUGGUUAAGGGGGUAACAUGGGAUCCGGUGGGGCGUUACUUGGCCUCACAGUCGGACGAUCGCAGUGUCAAGAUCUGGAGUACAGUGGACUGGACCUGCUCCAACACCGUCACCGAACCGUUUGAAGAGUGUGGCGGUACUACACAUAUAUUGCGACUCUCCUGGUCACCAGAUGGCCAGUAUUUGGUGUCUGCCCAUGCCAUGAAUGGCGGUGGACCCACAGCCCAGAUAAUCGAGCGCGAGGGCUGGAAGUGUGAUAAAGAUUUCGUUGGCCACCGCAAGGCGGUAACAUGUGUGCGCUUCCACAAUUCCAUAUUGAAGAGAGCCGCUUCUGCUGCGUCCGGAUCAGAUGCUGGCGGCAGUGGCAAGCCAACACAAUACUGUUGCCUUGCUGUGGGUUCCAGAGAUCGUUCGCUAUCCGUUUGGCUGACAGCAUUACAGCGACCCAUGAUUGUGAUCCAUGAGCUGUUCAAUGAUAGCAUUCUGGAUCUCUCCUGGGGACCCAAGGAAAGAUUGCUAAUGGCCUGCAGUGGAGAUGGGAGCAUUGCUUGCCUACAAUUUGCUGAUGAUGAGCUGGGAACUUCGCUGUCCGAAGACGAUAAAAAUGGCAUAUUUCAGCGUUUGUAUGGUAAAUCCAUUGGCAAUGGAUUAGGUAUCCCCGAAAGUGGCUUUAAUAUUCUAGUCGAGAAUCCCGAACUAGCGGGCCAAGCUCUUGCCGGUAAAGCUGGUGGAACAAGUAAAAUAGCUCCGCCCAUGCUAAUGCCAGAGCUCGAGGGGAGUGUUCCGUUUGCUAGGCCAAGCUUAGACCGUCUCUCGUCCGCAUCUCAAGCGCCAAUUCAGCAAAAACCCAUUAGCAAGCAAACAGAGACUCGAACCAAGGAUGGCAAACGGAGAAUAACGCCGAUGUUUAUACCGUUAAAUGAGCAAGAUGAUUUCUAUCAAACGACCACCAGCGCUGCCGUUGCCAGUAGCUCAAUUUUAACCUCCUCCUCCGUGUCCGCCACUGCGAGUAAAUCAUCCGAAGAUGUUGCAACUUCUGCACCAGUAUCCGAUGACGCGAAGCUCUCCAAGAAUGUUGAUUAUCGCUUCGAUCCACGCCUUAAAAUGGUAGCACCUGGUCUACGCCGUCAACCCAUUCCCUUUGACAUUGCCGAGCUAGAAGGCUUCCCUCGUGCGUUGGACUUAAACCAAAAUGUUCCACCUGCCGCUAAAGAUGGUGAACAGGCUAGUAGCCUGGCACCCAAACUAAAUAUAACGCCAACUAGUAAAUGUGAGUUUGUCAAACAGACAUUUCAACAUCGCAUUCAUGUGUCGAAUGGACACCUGAAAACAUCGCAGGGCAUGUUGGCAAAGGUAACGGCCGGCUCCAUCGACCCAAUAGGCAUAUUGUGGGAAUUCUAUGUGGGCUCACCUGUGGUCAAUGUGAAUCUAUGUAAGAAAUAUUGUAUGCUUUGCUCCCUAGAUGGCAGUAUGCGUUUGCUGUCCAUCCAAACCGGCUCUCCAGUAUUUCCAGCCAUAUCUCUAUCCAGUUCUGCCAUCCAUUGCGCCUUUAGUCCUGAUAAUGAACUCGUCGGUGUUUUGACCGAAUGCGGCAUCCUGCGAAUAUGGAAUAUUGUUAAACGAAACGUUCACAUGGCUGCCAGUUGCCAGGAGCUGCUGGAUAAGCACGGCACGGCUGUUAAUUUCAUGAUAACUGAUCAGGGGAUGCCAUUAAUUGGUUUUCCCAAUUGCAAUUCGUAUUCGUAUUCAGUGAAUUUGCAAUCUUGGCUAGUAUUGGCCACUAGAGAUCCCAUCAUGUAUACUGGCAUUCGCGGCACACUACCUCGUCAAAUGGAUGGGGUCAAUCAGAAAUUUCCAUUGCUCAGCAUGCAGGCCAAUAGUCAGAAUUAUUAUAGUCUAAGGAGUUCCCAGGAAACGAAUACGGAAAGUUGGCAACAACCGGCCAAAUUUAUAUUUAUCGAAAAUCAAAUUAAACUUUGUGAAGCCUUGGAAUCGCUUGAUGAAUUCAAGCAUUGGCACAUGAUGAUGGUCUUUCAAUUGGCCGCAUAUGGCAGUGAGCAUCGUUUGAGAUUGUUUCUGGAUGAUUUACUCAACAAUCCGGAACCGGGUAUUCCACAGUUUGUGCCCAAAACUGAACUGAUGCAGUGCGUCUUGGACACUUUAAAACCGCAUGUUCAAUGGCAAAGACUUUAUGCCGAAUAUGUUGAAGUUUUCAAAUUCUGUCGUAGUCAGCGAAAUGAAGAUAUCUUUGCAACACCCGCCCAACCAGCACACACUCCAGCGCCUGCAGCAGCAGCAGCAACAGAAACAGCAACGCCGCAAUCCCCGCCAACAACUGCUGGGUCAUCUGACCCGUCAGAUAAGCACAGCAUGGAUAUUGCUGCUGCCAGUGCCUGUAUUGAGCAAUUGUUUACAAAUCCUUCAUUUAGAACUGAAAUUGCAGAGUCGAUGUCAUCGGAGUCAUCAAACACGGCAGCGGCAUCCACCUCGGCAUCAACAAAAGCAGCGGCAUCCACCUCGUCAUCAACAAAAUCAGCGGCAACGCCGGUAACGGGGACGUCGGAAACGGAAAAAUCUUGAACUAACUCAAAUCGGAUAGUCUGGACUGAAUACACUCAUUCACACACACCACCACCACCAUCAUCAUCCACCAACAUUAUUAAUUCAUUGGCUUACAAAGCUAGAAAACGAAACAAAAACAUUUUUGUUUUAAUUUCAUUGUAUCGAUACACAACAAGUUGUCCUUUACUUUUUGUCAAUAUAUUUUUAAGAAGAAAAAAAAAAAGCAAAACAAAACGAAGAUAUUGG